AUGAAUAUAUCAUGAUUAUAUUUGUGAUAUGCAAAAAAUGAAUACAUUCUGUUUAGCAUUUGUAAUUUAUUAGUGCUGUCAUUUAUUAUUUAAGUAAUAAAGUAUAUUUCAAAAAAAUUUCUUGAUAAUAAAAUUAUAAUCAAACAAUAUGCCUGUUGAUGUAGUUGGAUAUAUAUAUGCCGCUACAGUAGCGGCUGGUGGUAUAAUGGGUUAUGUAAAAGCGCAAUCAAUUCCUUCUUUGAGUGCGGGACUUAUCUUUGGAUCUGUUUUGGGCUAUGGAGCUUAUCAAACUUCUCAAGAUCCUACAAAUAUUGGACUUUCUAUAGCAGCAACUUCUGUUCUUGGUGGAAUUAUGGGUUAUCGUUAUUAUAAUAGUGGUAAAUUAAUGCCAGCUGGUUUAAUUGCUAUAUUUAGUUGUAUAGCAUUAAUAAAAACAAUUGUCAGAUCUUUUUCUGCAGCCCAUGAAAGUCCAUUAAACAAAGAAAGUUAAUAGAAGAAAUAAUAAUCUGUAAAAGAAGAGGAUAGAAAAUAUAUUAUGGAUUCUAAUGAUUAAAACAAUUAGUUAAUGUUAUAAACCUAUAUUUCUAUAUUAUUAUAAUCUAUAUUAUUAUAAUUAGAUUUUUAAUUCCAAUGUUUUUCCAUAAAUGGAAAUUGUCUUUUUACAGAAAUAUGAUUUAUAUUUAUGUUACAAAAACAUAUAAUGUUUGAAUAUAUAUUUCAAUAAAGUUAUUCCAAAUGUUA
Messenger RNA from Apis mellifera (honey bee), 741 nucleotides. Its product is annotated as transmembrane protein 14C. Bases 149 to 490 code for a protein of 113 amino acids. The transcript has 4 exons. Gene Ontology annotation, biological process: regulation of heme biosynthetic process. The record is from RefSeq and is a predicted model, not a curated record. Gene Ontology annotation, cellular component: mitochondrial membrane. Lineage: Eukaryota; Metazoa; Arthropoda; Insecta; Hymenoptera; Apidae.